This is a messenger RNA of Piliocolobus tephrosceles (Ugandan red Colobus), 4909 nucleotides long. RefSeq names its product immunoglobulin superfamily member 9B (gene IGSF9B). The transcript is spliced from 20 exons. NCBI's taxonomy places the organism in Eukaryota, Metazoa, Chordata, Mammalia, Primates, Cercopithecidae. The record is from RefSeq and is a predicted model, not a curated record. Gene Ontology annotation, cellular component: neuron projection. The coding region runs from base 53 to 4366 and encodes 1437 amino acids. Gene Ontology annotation, molecular function: protein binding.
GCGCGGGAGCACUUUGCGAUAGGAUGAGGCUCCGGGCUGGCGCGGUAGUACUAUGAUUUGGUAUGUGGCCACUUUCAUAGCAAGUGUGAUCGGCACCCGAGGGCUUGCGGCUCAAGGCUCCCACGGCCUGCGAGAGGAGCCCGAGUUUGUGACGGCAAGAGCUGGGGAGAGCGUGGUCCUACGAUGCGACGUGAUCCACCCAGUGACGGGACAGCCCCCACCCUAUGUCGUAGAGUGGUUCAAGUUCGGGGUCCCCAUCCCUAUCUUCAUCAAGUUCGGCUACUACCCCCCGCACGUGGACCCUGAGUAUGCAGGCCGGGCCAGUCUUCAUGAUAAGGCAUCUCUGCGGCUGGAACAAGUUCGCUCUGAGGACCAGGGCUGGUACGAGUGCAAAGUGCUCAUGCUGGACCAGCAGUAUGACACCUUCCACAACGGCAGCUGGGUCCACCUCACCAUCAACGCCCCUCCCACCUUUACAGAAACACCCCCCCAGUACAUCGAGGCCAAGGAGGGUGGCAGUAUCACCAUGACCUGCACAGCUUUUGGGAACCCCAAGCCCAUUGUCACCUGGCUCAAGGAGGGGACACUCCUCGGUGCUAGUGGGAAAUACCAGGUGAGUGAUGGCAGCCUGACAGUGACAUCGGUCAGUCGGGAGGACAGAGGUGCCUACACCUGUCGAGCGUACAGCAUUCAGGGGGAGGCUGUCCACACCACCCACCUGCUUGUCCAAGGGCCCCCUUUCAUCGUCUCCCCUCCUGAGAACAUCACCGUCAACAUCUCCCAGGAUGCUCUGCUCACCUGCCGGGCAGAGGCGUAUCCAGGCAACCUCACCUACACCUGGUACUGGCAGGACGAGAACGUCUACUUUCAGAAUGACCUGAAGCUGAGGGUGCGCAUCCUAAUCGAUGGGACCCUGAUCAUCUUCCGGGUGAAGCCGGAGGACUCCGGGAAGUACACCUGUGUGCCCAGCAACAGCCUGGGGCGUUCCCCCUCCGCCUCAGCGUACCUGACGGUGCAGUAUCCAGCCCGUGUCCUCAACAUGCCCCCUGUAAUUUACGUGCCCGUGGGGAUCCAUGGCUACAUCCGCUGCCCUGUGGAUGCAGAACCACCAGCCACCGUGGUCAAGUGGAACAAGGACGGCCGCCCCCUGCAGGUCGAGAAGAACCUGGGUUGGACCCUGAUGGAGGAUGGCUCCAUUCGAAUUGAGGAGGCCACAGAGGAGGCUCUUGGCACUUACACCUGUGUGCCUUACAACACCCUGGGGACCAUGGGCCAGUCUUCCCCUGCGAGGCUUGUCCUGAAGGACCCCCCCUAUUUCACGGUGCUACCAGGCUGGGAGUACAGGCAGGAGGCCGGCCGGGAGCUGCUUAUCCCCUGCGCGGCUGCGGGGGACCCCUUUCCUGUCAUCACGUGGAGAAAGGUAGGGAAGCCCAGCAGAAGCAAGCACAGUGCCCUACCCAGUGGGAGCCUGCAGUUCCGUGCCCUGAGUAAGGAGGACCACGGGGAGUGGGAAUGUGUUGCCACCAACGUGGUCACGAGCAUCACUGCCAGCACCCACCUCACCGUCAUCGGCACCAGCCCCCAUGCCCCGGGCAGUGUCCGGGUCCAGGUCUCCAUGACAACUGCCAACGUGUCCUGGGAACCAGGCUAUGAUGGAGGCUACGAGCAGACAUUCUCAGUUUGGAUGAAGCGGGCACAGUUUGGGCCCCAUGACUGGCUGUCCUUGCCAGUGCCGCCAGGACCCAGCUGGUUGCUGGUGGAUACCCUGGAGCCCGAGACGGCGUACCAGUUCAGCGUCCUGGCCCAGAACAAGCUGGGAACCAGCGCCUUCAGUGGGGUGGUCACUGUGAACACUUUAGCAUUCCCUAUUACAACUCCAGAACCCCUGGUGCUGGUCACCCCACCGAGGUGCCUCAUAGCCAAUCGGACUCAGCAGGGUGUGCUCCUGUCCUGGCUUCCGCCUGCCAACCACAGCUUUCCCAUCGACCGCUACAUCAUGGAGUUCCGCGUCGGGGAGCGCUGGGAGAUGCUCGACGAUGCCAUCCCCGGCACUGAUGGAGAGUUCUUUGCCAAGGAUCUGUCACAGGACACGUGGUACGAGUUCCGGGUUCUGGCCGUCAUGCAGGAUCUGAUCAGCGAGCCCAGCAACAUCGCCGGCGUCUCCAGCACAGACAUCUUCCCGCAGCCGGACCUGACCGAGGAAGGGCUGGCGCGGCCUGUGCUGGCGGGAAUCGUAGCUACCAUCUGCUUCUUGGCAGCUGCCAUCCUGUUCAGCACCCUGGCUGCCUGCUUUGUCAACAAGCAGCGCAAGCGUAAGCUCAAGCGCAAAAAAGACCCUCCACUCUCCAUCACCCACUGCAGGAAGAGCCUGGAGUCUCCCUUGUCCUCUGGCAAGGUGAGCCCUGAGAGCAUCCGCACGCUCCGGGCGCCGUCAGAAUCCUCGGACGACCAGGGCCAGCCUGCGGCCAAGAGGAUGCUGAGCCCCACCCGCGAGAAGGAGCUGUCGCUGUACAAGAAGACCAAGCGGGCCAUCAGCAGCAAGAAGUACAGCGUGGCCAAAGCGGAGGCCGAGGCGGAGGCCACCACGCCCAUCGAACUCAUCAGCAGAGGCCCUGACGGCCGCUUCGUGAUGGACCCUGCCGAGAUGGAGCCCUCACUGAAGAGCAGGCGCAUCGAGGGCUUCCCCUUCGCCGAGGAGACAGACAUGUAUCCCGAGUUCCGCCAGUCGGAUGAGGAGAAUGAGGACCCACUGGUGCCCACAUCUGUGGCCGCCCUGAAGUCCCAGCUCACCCCUCUGUCAUCCAGCCAGGAGUCCUACCUGCCACCACCAGCAUACAGCCCUCGGUUCCAGCCCCGUGGGCUGGAGGGCCCCGGUGGCCUGGAAGGUCGGCUUCAGGCCACAGGUCAGGCCCGGCCCCCUGCCCCCCGACCCUUCCACCACGGCCAGUAUUAUGGGUACCUCAGCAGCAGCAGCCCUGGGGAGGUGGAGCCGCCCCCAUUCUACGUGCCAGAAGUGGGCAGCCCCCUGAGCUCCGUCAUGUCGUCCCCGCCCCUGCACACCGAGGGGCCCUUUGGCCACCCUACCAUCCCCGAGGAGAAUGGAGAGAAUGCAUCCAACAGCACGCUGCCCUUGACUCAGACACCUACAGGAGGGCGCUCCCCUGAGCCCUGGGGCCGGCCAGAAUUCCCCUUCGGGGGACUGGAGACCCCAGCAAUGAUGUUCCCCCACCAGCUGCCACCCUGUGAUGUGCCCGAGAGUCUGCAGCCCAAGGCCGGCCUCCCCCGAGGACUGCCCCCCACCUCCCUGCAGGUGCCCGCAGCCUACCCGGGCAUCCUGUCUCUGGAGGCACCAAAGGGUUGGGCAGGCAAGUCGCCCGGCAGGGGCCCUGUCCCAGCGCCUCCCGCCGCCAAGUGGCAGGACAGACCUAUGCAACCUCUGGUAAGCCAAGGGCAGCUGCGACAUACAAGCCAAGGCAUGGGCAUACCUGUGCUGCCUUACCCCGAGCCGGCUGAGCCGGGGGCGCACGGCGGCCCCAGCACAUUUGGCCUGGACACCCGGUGGUACGAGCCCCAGCCCCGGCCCCGGCCCAGCCCCCGGCAGGCCAGGCGUGCCGAGCCCAGUUUACAUCAAGUGGUGCUACAGCCCUCCCGGCUCUCACCUCUGACCCAAAGCCCCCUCAGCUCCCGCACUGGCUCCCCUGAGCUCGCCGCCCGUGCCCGGCCUCGCCCGGGCCUCCUACAGCAGGCAGAGAUGUCAGAGAUCACCCUGCAGCCUCCUGCUGCAGUCAGCUUUUCUCGAAAGUCCACACCGUCCACGGGCUCCCCGACCCAGAGCAGCCGCAGCGGGAGUCCCAGCUACCGGCCCGCCAUGGGCUUCACCACACUGGCCACAGGCUACCCUUCCCCUCCACCUGGCCCUGCCCCUGCUGGGCCUGGGGACAGCUUGGACGUGUUUGGACAGACGCCUUCCCCUCGAAGGAUGGGGGAGGAACUGCUCCGACCAGAGCCCCCACCACCCACGUUACCUACUUCAGGAACACUUCCACCUGCACCCGGGAACGCUGCUGCACCUGAGAGGCUGGAGGCUCUGAAAUACCAACGGAUAAAGAAGCCCAAAAAGUCAUCCAAGGGCUCUUCGAAGUCAAAGAAACGAUCCGACGGUUCUGCCUCCCAGGCUCAGCAGCUUCCCAACUCUCAGGUUCUGUGGCCCGACGAAGCUGUCUGCCUCCGAAAGAAGAAGAGACAUUCUCGUCCUGACCCCUUUGCCCGGCUCUCAGACUUGUGCCACCGCCAGCUUCCGGAAGACCAGACAGCGAUUCUCAACAGUGUGGACCACGAUGACCCAGGCCAUGCCACUUUGCUGUGACUCGACCCCACCCUAGGUGUCCCCGGGGCGAGGUUGCUGGGCUCAGACAGGGAGGGCCACCGUGUGGGGGUGUGUCCUCCUCCGCCUGCCAAGGACGGCCCGGAUCUUUGUCCUGCAUGCCCCCUCUUUUGCCAGAGCGGGCGUCUCCCUCCAGAUUCUGGCCACCUGUCUUCAGGACGGAGGGUGGGCAGACCUUCCACCUGUGGGUCGAGGUCAGGAAGUGGAUUGGAGACUGGGCAACGCCUGUCUCCUCCCCUCUGCCCCUGCUUCACUAGGCUGAUUUUUCUCAUCUCUUCCAAUGUCUUUGGAAGUGAAGAGGAAAGCAAUGGCUUUUACUGCUCUCUGCUUCUGUUUCAGUUUUUCAAGUCCUGGAAGAAGGCUGGACUUAAUGUCCAUCUUCCACACCCCACAUAUGUAUAGAUAUAGAUACAGAUGCAUAUGUCUGUAGUGUGUGGGUUUCUCUGUGUGUGUGUGUAUAUAUAUAUACAUAUAUAUGUACAUCGAGGCAAAGUGCUGUUGCUCUCUGUGGUCAGUGGAGGCAGG